GACCGUCGUAUCAAUCACACCGCGCGCGUCCGCACAAUAGCACACGGGCCGACCGCGCCGCGGAAUCGUCUCAAGUACACCGGGCGAGUAUUUUUUUUUUUCGGCAAAUUCAAAUAGUAAGGCGAAUUUUUUUCCCCCUCUCAAAAAUUAAUUUCCCGCUAACGGAAUCGGUUUGUUGAUAAUUAUCACGUCACGCCGAUAACGACAAUUAAAAAAAAAAUAUAUAUAUUAAAAAUUAAUAAACAGAUUCGCUAUUAUCACCCGCGAGUCGCCGCCGCCGCCAUACGGUUUGGCCGUUAAACCGCAUAAAUUUCAACAGCGGUCAUUCGAUUCAGUGGUUGGAUUUUGAAUCCAAGUCCUUUGACAGAACCGACCGACAUAUUAUUCUCGUUGGACACCACCGGAAUCUAGAAAAACCGAAAAAGAAAAACAAUGUCGUUCGUCCGACGCGAUUCCUUGGUCUUCGCACUGUUAGUAGCGAUUGCAUUGGUCGAUCAUUUUCACAUCGAUCCGGCGAGCGCAUUCAAAUUAAACGAUCACAAUGACGAGGAACUACUGUCGCCCGGGUCUUCCUUUCAAAAAUUGAAACACUCUCCGGUCGAGAGUUUGCUAGAUCCCGUCUCCAUUGCAGACAAAGACGAAACCCAGCGAUCGGUCAGGAAGAGCGCCGUGAUGUUCAACAAAGCAGACAUUACGACAACGACUCAACCGAGUAAUAUUGUAGCGUCGCUUUUCCGGUUGAACGAAGAAGAGGGCACCACCUGCAUCCUGCUCAGGGUAGACGCCGUCAUAGAAGUGAAAUUCAAAACAAAACUCGGCUCCGAAGACCAAACCGACCUGUAUGUUCCUGAUGACGCCGAAGUCAGCGGAGACUGCAGCAACGAGGACGAUGCCACGCUAAUACUCAAAUGGAAAAAUUUUGUAUUCACUUGGUACUUCACAAAGACGUUGGGCGGCGAGAGAUGGUUCGUUAAGGCUUUGGAACUGGAGAUCAACACGGCCGACAAACAUUUCGAACAUAUCAAGACCAGAGACAAGAUCGUGAGAUUGUCGACGACAAGCAGCUACAGCGCACUGUUGUUCAUGACGCCGGUCGGCCAAUCUUAUUCGUGUCAAAAGGAAAUCAGCGUUGUGCUCAGCGACCAGAACGUGCCCACGAUAAAAGGCUACGUGUUGCUAAGGGCCUUCACCGUGCAACCGUUUAUAUUCAAAAACGACGAAUUCGGUCCAGCAUACCCUUGUUCGCCCAUCGGAGCCGGAUCCAUGAGAAACGAGACCGUUCCGUUCAUAUUCGGAGUGACUUUGGCCGCUGUGGCUUUGCUCACGGUCGGCGGAUACGCGGUGUUCAGACACUUCAAAAUCAAGAAAGUCCAAUACGACACUAUGGAGUAAAUCACACGACCGACCAUCGUCAGAUAUAACAUUCUUAUACCUAACGCAUUUUUUUAGAAAAUGCUCUCACCUACAUAUUAGUUUAUACCUAUACGAUUUUACCUUUUCUAGAUUCCUUUUGACAACUAUAAUUUUUAUUAAAACACUAUUAUUACCUAUUAUCACUAUUUAUAUAUUCGAUUUUUAACCACAGACACUCACACAUUUACACACGUUAUUCCUCAAAAAUCACCAUCACUUGUAACUAUUUAAUUAUUAUUAUUCGCAAUUAAAAUAUUAUCGAAGAUCAGUUAUAAAAAAAAAUAUAUAUAUCAACAAUACGUUUAUCAAUAACAAUGCUACGCAAUAGUUUACCAUCGUUAUUUUCUCCCCCUCGUCUAUUCUAUCAAACCAAGGCGGAUUAUGUGAUAACAGCUACAAAAUAGUUUCACAAUAUUUGUUUUUACUCAAUUGACUUCUUUUACGCUUUUACCAUACCAUUUGUAAGUAGACUUUAUCUCUACCUUAUUAGGUUUUAGUGCGGUUCCUUUUUUCGACCCUAACUGUCGGUCGAGCAAAGGAACAGCACUAUUCCGUACUAAUAGUAAUUAUCGUCAAUUAAUAGUAGAAUAUAAAAUAAUAUUUUAACUAUAUAAAUGUAAAAGCACGUAUCAGCUCGAUUUGCGCUGUUUAAUAUUGUCUCAAGACUUAGGUGUGCACGGGGGGCAAGUAAAGAUAAAUUCGAAGCAGUAAUUUAUUGUGUGCGCGUUCAACUCCUGAUAGAAUACCAUAAUGGCAUCUUAAAACUUAAAUAAUUAGAUUUUUAUCUACGGCUAUUAUCACGCCGUAUAAUAACGCGUGCCGUCGCACCAUGUCGAAAAAAUAUUACUAUAAUUAUUAUCAUAAUUUUCUUUCCAGUACCUUUAUUGUACAAAUUGCUAAACUUUCAAAGGUCUCGACCUAAAUCUAACCAUAUCUGAUUCGGCAUUUUGGGCGACCGCAAACGCCCCUUAACUCCAUACACUUUGAGUCCUCUUGGAUUUUAUCGUUUUAUGUCAUACUUUUUAGCGUUUAUAAUACUGUGCACCGUGUAGAUUAGUUAGGAGUGAUUCCGACCGCCACGCUGGUGAACGCGCACAUUUCUAUCAGCUAACAUUUUUUUUUCAACAUAAAACUUAACAAGAUUUGCGUUUGUUGCAAGGACCAUCAUUAGUAUAUCUAACUUGUAUUAAUUUUACUAACAUACUAGUAAUAAUCGUGUAUUUAGUUAAAUCUAAGGACUUCUAAGACGCCUCUAAAGCGUUUCGGUCGAUCUAGUCUAGAAAUAGUACUACUAUAAUAUUAUAUAGGUGUGACAUACAUAGAUGUCGGUAGGUACUAGCUUUUUAUUUAUAAUCCACUGGUCAUUUCCCCCCCCCCCCCCCACCAUAUACUCCAUUAAUUAUUAUAAUAUAUCAUUAUCUAUUCAUAAUAAUAUGCUCGUUGUUUUUUUUUGUUGUUAAUUUAAAAAAAAAGAAAAUAAUUGUCAUUUGUUCGUCACCGGUUUGUUUUCAAUAGCACUCGCACCGCACAUGUUUUAUUAAACUUUUUACUUACUAUAUGAUAAUGAUAUUGUCGUAUUCUAUCAUUCGUGUUUUUAUUCGACAGAGCAAUAAAAUUAGAUCUAAUUUUAAUAUUACUCGUAUUGUUCCUAUAAGCGAUGAUAUCACGUCUUAAUACAUUCGUAUUGUAUUGGCUCUACUACAUAUCUUACACGUCUAGUCAAUAGCGCACAGGGUAACGUCAACCUAGACCUCCUACUGAUUAAUAGUAUGUCUCAUAACAUACCAUAUUAUAAUUAAAUGAUCAAUGGUACCCUGUGUAACUCGUGUUCUCGGUUUGUCAUAUCGCACACAUUCUAUUACAUAAGAUAAUUAACGGUAAUAUUAUAAUACUUACAUUAUGUUAUUGGCAUUCUUGUAUGUUUUUCUUUUUUUUUAAAUACAAGUAAUUUGUGUUAGAAUUAAAAUGUAUGUAUAAUAGUGGUCAAGAGCAUAAUAUGUCCCAAUGCCAUAUUGCGCACGGUCACCAUUAUCUUAUUUAACAACAGAUUAAUUCGUAAUGAAGUGGAUUUUCGAUUUUUCAGUAGAACCGUUAGAAAGUAUUCGACUUACAAUCACCUUAAGCAGCCCAUGUAGGGGCUAUGCCAUCAAUAUUAGAAAGACCUCCUCCCAAAGGUUUUAACAUAAACUUCGGAAUUAGCAAUCUGUUUCUCCAUUCAUCAUAUCGAAUCUCAUUGACAUAACCUCAACAUAAUCUCGUUUUAAUAACGGUAAUUGCAAUUUAAAAAUAAAAUAAGGUAACACAAAACACAUGACGGUCGCAUGGUAAAAAAUCCACUAUAAACAUGUACGAUUGAUAAUUUUGUUUGUUUUUAAUUGUAUCAUUAUAUUGUUGCAUUGUUUUUUCUUUAACAAUUACGUUACAAACGUAAUACUUAAUAUUUAAUUGAAGCAUGUAAUUAUUUAUUUAUUAUUAUUAUUAUUAUGUAUUAAUGUAGACAAAUACAACAUAAUGAUAGUACAUGACAUUAAUCAUAAACUAUUUUAGCGAUUCUUAAUUACAAUAUGGAAGUAAUAUAAAUUAUAUUAUACUUAACUUUGAAUAUUUAAUCGUUUACGUGUUGUCAUAUUACAAACUAUUAUAUUAGACAUUGGUUUAUACUUAGAACAUAUAUAUAUAUAUUAUAUCAAUUAUUAUUACUAUUCAUUUAAAUAGGUUUAUAAAUUAUAUAUAACAUUUAAUUUUGUCAACGUAAUGCAUAUCGACGUCCUCGUCUUCCAACACACGUUAAAAAUUUUGAAAAAUAUUAUUUUUGUUGUUUCUUUUUUUGUAAAUUUGAAUAUUUGUACUCGAGUGUCUUUUUCCUCUAUCGUACUUAAGUAAACAUAUUAUAAAACUAUAUAAUAUCAUAUGUACCUAUUUAUGUAUUGUCGUUAUUAGAAUAAUUAUUACUUAUCCGUAACGUAUUCUUAGAAACCUAUAUUUAUAUUUACUAUUAUUGUUAUUAUUACAAUUAUGUUUGAUCUAUUCGUAUUAAAUUAGUAUUACGGUAAACUACUACCCCUAUUAUUAUUAUUAUUAUCAUCAUUAUUAUUAUUGUUUACACGACAUAUUAUUACUAUAAUAAUAAAAUGCACAAUAUUUGAAA
This is a messenger RNA of Adelges cooleyi (spruce gall adelgid), 4561 nucleotides long. RefSeq names its product lysosome-associated membrane glycoprotein 5. Gene Ontology annotation, cellular component: membrane. The coding region runs from base 433 to 1392 and encodes 319 amino acids. The transcript is spliced from 8 exons. The record is from RefSeq and is a predicted model, not a curated record. Lineage: Eukaryota; Metazoa; Arthropoda; Insecta; Hemiptera; Adelgidae.